Cylicostephanus goldi is the source of this 459-nucleotide messenger RNA. NCBI's taxonomy places the organism in Eukaryota, Metazoa, Nematoda, Chromadorea, Rhabditida, Strongylidae. The record is from the annotation of a GenBank genome assembly.
UUGCAAGAAUCACAUUGUUCGUUCUACUUUACAAGGCUCGGCUCACAUUCACUCAUUUUUCAGACAACCGAACGAAAGUCUUAUGAUAUUCACUUUUGGUUGGGUGAAGGCGCAACCAUCGACGAAGUGGGCACAGCAGCUGCAGCGACUGUGAAAAUAGAUGACGCUUUGGGUGGUCACCCAAUUCAGCACCGCGAAGUACAAAAGCAUGAAACACCUUUGUUUCUCUCCUACUUUCCACAUGGAAUCAGGUACAGUGCAAUACGAAGAUAUUUGCAAGGAGGCUAUGAUUCCGGAUUCCGGCAUGUUGAAGACAUCUUUACCAACUUUAAACCACGCUUAUUCCAUUGCAAAGGGAAGCGGAAUGUUCGCUGUGCACAGGGGCUUGGCCCUCACACGGGCAACUUUUUUGAUGAACUGAAGAGGUAUAUGAUCAGGCGUCAGGGAUCUCGAUGCUGA